Molecule: messenger RNA, 366 nt
Organism: Ilex paraguariensis (yerba mate)
Lineage: Eukaryota; Viridiplantae; Streptophyta; Magnoliopsida; Aquifoliales; Aquifoliaceae
Source: the annotation of a GenBank genome assembly
AUGGAUGACACAAGUAGUCUCUCAUCUCCAAGGUCUCUGCCAGCACCAAAGCAACUCAAAUAUACAGAAGGGAUUGCUAACGGUUCAGUUAGAGAAUCAGCUACACUUCUAGAUCAAACACAGAAGGUCAUUCUCCUUCAUGCUAAGAUACCAACUGGGCAAUUGUCAAUCAAGAAACUGGCUAUUAUCGGACAACGUGGAAAACUCUGGAGGUGGAGGAGAAGUUAUUGGUGGCUGUUGCAAUUUAAGUGGAAAUGGCAAAAACCAUGGAAACUUUCAGAAUGGAUCAAACACAGUGAUGAGAGAAUCAUGCAGUCAAGACCUUGUAUGCAGGCAAUGGCAGAUGAUAUGAUAGGCUCAUCAUAG